UGUGCACUGGCCGCAGUUGUUAAGAAGUCGUUAUGGAACCCACUGCUGCCUAAGACCUGGGCGGAGGGGCGGGCCCGGGUUGCGGUGGCCAGCGGAGCGGCGAGGGCGGAGCAGCUGCUGGGCCAGCACUGGAGAGCCGCGGCGAUCAGCGUCGCCCCGCCUCCCAAGGGGGUACUGGCCCCCACCCUUGGCCUGGACCCGCAGCGCUUCUGCCUGGCCACCCCGUGUCCUGCGUCCGGUGCCGGACCGUUGGGUGGACCCAGUGUGCGGCCUGCGGUCUGACAGCCCUCUCUGCCUCGCUUCUAUCCCCCUUUACGGCUCUCUGAACAGCUGCUGGAACGCUGACGUGGAGUAGCUGCCCACUCCAGAACCCCCAUGGAGAAGUUUGGAAUGAAUUUUGGGGGCGGCCCGAGCAAGAAGGACCUGCUGGAGACCAUAGAGACCCAGAAGAAGCAGCUUCUCCAGUACCAGGCACGGCUCAAGGAUGUGGUCCGUGCUUACAAAAGCCUGCUGAAAGAGAAGGAAGCCCUAGAGGCCAGCAUCAAGGUACUGUCUGUAUCCCACGAGGCGGAUGUGGGUCUCACAGGUGUGCAGCCUCCAGGUCUCACCCUUCCUGACUCAGUGGAUGACCGAUGCUCCACACACAGCGAGGAUAGCACCGGGACCGCCACUAGCCUGGAUACUGCAGCCAGUCUCACCAGCACCAAGGGUGAGUUUGGGGUAGAAGACGAUAGAGUGGUCCGUGGACCAUUACCUCCAAAGUCCGAAGAGGCCAGUGGAUCAGAGAGUGGGGUAAGCAGCAGCAGUGGGGAUGGGCCAUCUGCGGGUGGUGAAAUGGACAAAAGAUUACAUCAGCUGAAGACUCAGUUGGCUACUUUGACCAGCUCCUUGGCUACAGUCACCCAAGAGAAGUCCCGUAUGGAGGCCUCUUACCUGGCUGACAAGAAGAAGAUGAAACAGGACUUGGAGGAUGCCAAUAAGAAGGCAGAGGAAGAGCGGGGCCGUCUGGAGGGAGAAUUGAAGGGGCUGCAGGAGCAGAUAACAGAAACCAAAGCCCGACUUAUCACACAACAGCAUGAUCGGGCACAGGAGCAAAGUGACCAUGCCUUGAUGCUCCGUGAGCUCCAGAAACUGUUGCAGGAGGAGAGGACCCAGCGCCAGGACGUAGAGCUUCGGUUAGAAGAGACCAGAGAAGCCCUGGCAGGGCGAGCAUAUGCAGCUGAUCAGAUAGAAGGGUUUGAAUUGCAGACCAAGCAGCUGACCCGUGAGGUAGAGGAGCUGAAAGGUGAGCUGCAGGCCAUUCGAGAGGAGAAGAACCGGCCGGAUCCCCGGCUACAGGAGCUUCAGGAAGAGGCUGUCCGUCUUAAAAGCCAUUUCCAGGCCCAGUUGCAACAGGAAAUGAGGAAGACAGCCCUUGCAGAGGACCAGCUGCGCCAGCAUUCUCAGAUAGAAGAGCAAAGGGUAGCAGCCCUAGAGAAUCAAAUAUCUGAGGUGUCUGAACUACUGGGCACCUAUGAGAAAGCCAAGCAGAAGGACCAGCUGGCCAUCCAGAAGCUGAAGGAGCGCAUCCUACAGCUGGACCUGGAGAACAAGACACUGGCUCUUGCAGCCUCCAGCCGGUCCCCUCUCGACAGUUAUGGAGAUGAGUCCAGUCUGGAUGUUAAUGUCUUGAAGGAUAAGAUGGAGAAGCUCAAGAGGCUGCUGCAGGUGGCAGCUAGGAAAAGCCAGGUGACCCUGGAUGUGGAGAAGCUCUGUGACUCUGAGAUAAUGCACAGUUCUGAGGCUGCAGAUGGGGAAAAGGCUACUGCACUCUACUACCAGCAGGAGCUGAAACAGCUGAAGGAAGAGUUUGAGCGCUACAAGGUGAGAGCCCAGGUUGUACUCAAGAGUAAGAAUACCAAGGAUGGGAACCUGGCCAAGGAGCUGGAGGCCGCGCAGGAACAGCUUGCAGAGCUGAAGGAGAAGUACAUCUCCUUGCGGCUAUCCUGUGAGGAGCUUGAGCGCCAGCACCAGCAGGAGGCUGAGGACUGGAAGCAAGAGCUUGCCCGGCUGCAGCACCUCCACCGGCAGGAACUGGAGCGCAGCCAGGUGGACUUCCGGGACCGCACACUGAAACUAGAGGAGGAGCUGCACAAGCAGCGAGACCGGGCCCUGGCUGUGCUUGCGGAGAAGGACUUGGAGCUGGAGCAACUGCGUUCUGUGGCCUUGUCCUCUGGGCUGCCAGGACACAGAAGCCCCGUGGGUGGCAUGGGUGGUGGAGGUCCAGGGGACCCUAUUGACCCAUCUUCCUCAGAUAGCCUAACCCAAGCACUGCAGCUUGCUGCAGCCAGCGAACCCACUUUCUUUCUGUAUGCUGAGCAGUUGGCCCGCAAGGAAGUGGAGAUCACAUCCUUGAGGAAGCAGAAACACAGGCUGGAGGUAGAGGCCCAUCAGCUGCAAGAAAAACUGCUGGAGGAGGGGGAGCGGCAUCGUGAGGAAGUUGGAGUCCUGCAGAGCCACAUCGAAAAGAACAUCAGGGACCAGAGUAGGGAGGGAGCCAACCUGGAGUAUCUCAAAAACAUUAUCUACCGCUUCCUGACCUUGCCAGACAGCCUCGGUCGCCAGCAGACACUCACAGCUAUACUGACUAUCUUACACUUCAGUCCUGAGGAGAAAAAAGUGAUAAUGAGGCUCCCAAGUGGUGGGAGCUGGUGGCCUUCUGGCAAGAGAUGAUACCUUUUCACUGACUUCUGAAAUCUCUGUGCCUCUUUUAUGCGGGAAGGGCAAGCUCUGAUUUCUGCUGCUUCUCUUACAUUCUCAUUUAUUUCUUCACUAUGUUGAGUUCAGAGCAGUUCAAAGUGGGAUGGGAUUUUCUGCCAAGUGCCAUUAAUGCUACUUUAUCCUUGGAUUCUAGGGAUGCUGCAAGUGUUGGGACAGCAUCUUCUGGUGGUGUGUAUGUGGAGAGAGUUGGGACUGAGAGGUACAAAAGCUAAGGAAGUGGUGAGAAUCUCUAAAAAUAAGAUAUUUUAAUAUUAUGCUCCUAGCCCAGAGCUGGGACUAAAUGUGACUCCCAGAGGAGUACAUCUAAGUUCUGAAUAUGCACAAUGACUGUGUAUUUAUUCCAUCUCAUCUCAGUCUGAGUCUGGUCCACUUUUGCCCCAAUUCUCUGGGGACAUCAAGCCAAACUGGAAGGAGACCAUAAAGUUGGAAAUAGUGUCAGGUUGUCCAGUUACCCACUAGUCCAGAGGGCUGUGGAAUGGUGAGUUCAUCCUGGAACUAGGAACUUUGGUUCUAGGGAAGCAGCCUACCACUUGUUGCCAUCCUAGAGAGGGUCUUCGGCACCACUGUGAUCUUAGAGAUUUCUUAAGUGAUCAGAUUUGGGCCAGGACAGGAUUAAAAAUAAACCUCUCUUGCUUAACCUAGCUGCCUAAGGUGGCCUGAGAUUGUGAGUGGAUGACUUUACUAUCUUUCCCUUAGAGUUGAAUUUUUAUUAAAUGAAAUCCUAGCUUCUUACAGAGAAGCAUUCGAACUGUAAGUUCUGAUUCUUCUGGGAUACAAGGAGUGCCUGCUGAGAUUUGUUCUCAGCUGUUUUUGCUUUUUCAGUGCAGGAAAGGAGAUUUGCUGCAUAGGAUUCCAAAAGAUGGUUGUGAUCCUUGCAGGAAAAAGUGGUGGAAGUUCGGCUGAAAUACUUUCUGCCCUGUGGAUCUUGGCAGCAGAUUAAUUUUACUCUUUAAAGAAAGAUAACUCUGGGAAAAUUUGGGUCAAAACAGUAUCAGUUGCCCCAUUCUUUUCUUUCAAUAUGCUCUUCCUGGUUAUAAAGACCUUUUGACCUGAAAAAUCAGUGAUUGGCCACUAAUUGAUCCGAUGUGUAUCUUUUUGUUAUUUUGUUACACAGGUCUGUUUUGUGAAGGUUUGAGGAUGCAGAUUAACAGUGUUUUGGAUGGGAGGCCAGGUAACCUUAUUAUCUAUAUGAGCAGACAGACUUAAAUGGAACAAAAGUCAUGUCUUUCAAUGCAAUAAUAAUAAUCAUUAAACCUGAUCUGUAUUUCUUAAUGGUAUCUAUACAUCUGGACCCAAGUAGAGUAUGAAUGUAAAAUGGUGAAUGAAAGGGCUGGAUGUAUUUCAUUGUAUUGAUCUGUGUACUUGAAUCCAUAUUCCAUUAUGUUAAUCCAUGAGUUUGACUCCAGGGAGGAAUACCUCAGUGCUUUAACUGCCUCAGUUAGAACACAAAUUUAUUAGCUUGAAAUUGUGUAUGUAUGUGUGUGUGGGCAGCCACAAUGGAAAAAGCUUUCUAAUUGAUUUAGUGGGUAGGCUUUAUAUUUCCAUAAUUACCACUUCAAACUCUAGAAGUAAGCUGUUUAAAAAUGCUUCAUUAUCCUUAAAUUCAGGAUUGAUGGUGUCCUGGAAAAUUAUCCUAGGACAUCAAGCUAAUAAUAGACUUCCUUCAUUUCCUUACCUUACUCACUGUAAAUGUAGGCUAUCUUGUGAUUGCUGUUAUUUCUAGGUGGUUCUGGGCAGGAUAGAAAAAUAUAUAGUUACAGUUGCUUUUCCAGAACUAGUAAUUGAUGUGUUUAAAAUUUUGAAAAGUUGUGUGAGAGUUUCAUAUAUUUAUGUAAUGAAUUCUAGUCAUUUUCACUCUCCAAACCCCCAUCUAUUCCCAUCUCUCUCCCCUUGGAGUCCUUCUUAACAAGUCCCUUUCUCCUUUCAUGUUUUCUUUUUGUGUGUUACCCACUGAGUUUAAUAGAGUUUCUUGCUUGAAUACUUUGGUGGCCAGUUGGGGCUUCUGCAUUAACAGCCACCUGCUGCAAUAAGAAGCUUCUCGAUGAUGUCUGGGCUCGGGAGUAAUAAAUGGGUAUGAACAUGAGUAUUUAGAAGGCAGACAAUAUGACCAUUGGACAAAACAAUACAAAGCUGUAGGUUUCCCCUGGGGCCUGUGAUUCGCCUUACAGGUUCUUGAGGAGGUUUACAGGACCUGGCAUGAAUUCCUUCCCGUGGAGCAGUCCUCAAAUCUAAAGUGCUUGGUUACUCCCAUAGCAGUCAUGCCUCGAUCACACUGGAGGGCAUAUCUUGCCUGGCACGUCAUUAUUGUCUCACAGGUAUGAUUGUUGAUGAGUUUUCUCUUCCAGCAGCACCUUCUAGUACUGGGAACUUGUGGAAAGAUGCCUUAUACCUGGUACUGAGGUUUUCAUUUAAUAACCAUGGCUUCUGGGAGGAGCAUUAUCCAUCCAUGGGAGGGUGCCUCCAUUCAAACUCUUUUUUAAAAAUUACAUAUUUUAAUAAAUUUAUAAAAUGGUA
Nannospalax galili (Upper Galilee mountains blind mole rat) is the source of this 5274-nucleotide messenger RNA. It is a transcript of the gene Gcc1, whose product is annotated as GRIP and coiled-coil domain containing 1. Bases 376 to 2712 code for a protein of 778 amino acids. The record is from RefSeq and is a predicted model, not a curated record. Gene Ontology annotation, cellular component: Golgi apparatus. Lineage: Eukaryota; Metazoa; Chordata; Mammalia; Rodentia; Spalacidae. The transcript has 2 exons.